Ceraceosorus guamensis is the source of this 1441-nucleotide messenger RNA. RefSeq lists its product as hypothetical. Gene Ontology annotation, cellular component: mitochondrial inner membrane. The coding region runs from base 37 to 1161 and encodes 374 amino acids. NCBI's taxonomy places the organism in Eukaryota, Fungi, Basidiomycota, Exobasidiomycetes, Ceraceosorales, Ceraceosoraceae. The record is from RefSeq and is a predicted model, not a curated record. The transcript has 3 exons.
AACACCAUCAUCCAAGCGCGACAUCACAUUCUCAACAUGUUGCGACCUUCCUUCGCGAGUUUGGCGCGGUCCCUUCAGACCUCGCUGGCACUGGGCUCUUCAGCUGCCAGCAAAGGAGUGACCGCGUACACUGCGCCGGUCCGAAUGAACUCUACCUUCUCGCCCCUCAGGCACGCGUUCCAGCAACAGAAAGCCCAAGCGUCCCAGUCACUUUUGCGACUGCACUCAGGCGUGAGACUGUCUUCACCGAAUAGCGUCGGCCAGCAGAUUCGCGGUGUUCGAACCUCACCUUUCAGACCUCAGGGUGGCGCAGGCGACAAGAUCAAAGCGUUUUCGCUGCCCCAUCAAGCUCCUAGCGGUCCGCGAUCCAUGGGAGAGCCAGGAGCAUGGGCUAGACUUCUGAGCUCUGGCGGUCUCAUCGUGGGUGGUGCAGUAGCAGUGCACUGGCUAAUGAACCGAGAGACACGCGACGCGCCCUUCAGCGAGUUCGUUUCCAACUACGUCCACUCCACGUUCGGCUGGCUAGCUACAGGUCUCGCAAUGACGGGUGGCGGUGCUUUCCUGUUGCAUCGUAUGGGAGCCAGUCGAUCUCUUAUGGCCGCCAAUCCUUGGCUGGUCAUGGGAGCCGGACUGGUUUGCUCCAUCGGCGGCAUGAUCGGGGCUCAGACUUUGCCACCUGGUAGCCCUGGAAAGAUGGCCAGCUACGUGCUCUUCAACGCUGCGCAAGCUGCCGUGCUCUCUCCGCUCUUCUUCUUUGCGCCUGCAGUGCUUUCUCGCGCUGCUCUUUAUACCGCUGGUAUUGUUGGAUCGUGCUGCUGGGUCGGCAUGACCGCAAAGGAUGGACAGUACCUGUGGCUCGGCACGCCAUUGCUCAUUGGUGUGUCCAUCGUGGCGCUCUCGUCAAUCGCGCCUCUCGUUCUGCCAGCGACGGCUUUCCGAGCUCUCGCAGUGACCGAAGCCUUGUCGAUCUACGGAGGACUUGGUGUCUUCUCACUCUUCCUCAUUUAUGACUCUCAGUCGAUUGUCAGGAAAGCUCAGAUGGCUCAAGCAGGAAUGAUCCCUGCCGACCCUCUCCGAGACAGCAUCGGAUUGGAGUUGGACGCUAUCAACAUCUUCGUCAGGCUCGUCACUAUUCUGGGCGGACAGCAGCGAAAGCGAUGAGCACUUUCGAUGGUCCUGACUCAGUGUGUACAAGACUACCGUCAAUGAGGCAAUGCUCCAGAUUUAUCACCACUUCGACACGUGAAGUGAGCGCCGAAGUCCAAAUCGGUCCCAAUGCUAUGGACACGACAGGCGAGCAAUUGAAAGUGAUGCGUGCUAUUCUCAUAAAACUUGUGCUAUCUGCCAAGGGCUUGAUAGUCGAGUUGCAGACCUAACUUCUUCGUGACGCGCGCGGGCAGCGCAUACACUGGGUCGAUUUCCUGCAGCAACGAGCAUUCAU